Messenger RNA from Myxocyprinus asiaticus (Chinese sucker), 3122 nucleotides. RefSeq names its product 5'-3' exonuclease PLD3-like. Bases 288 to 2714 code for a protein of 808 amino acids. Lineage: Eukaryota; Metazoa; Chordata; Actinopteri; Cypriniformes; Catostomidae. Gene Ontology annotation, molecular function: catalytic activity. The transcript is spliced from 12 exons. The record is from RefSeq and is a predicted model, not a curated record.
ACAGAUAUUUUAUCAAUGUUUUGUCUCAGGAACGAUCCAAAAACACUUUAAACUGCAGUAUAGCCCAUUGAAGAGACUGCACGUCUGUCCCUCACAGCCUCGUUGUCAUUCCCAUUCAAAUUCAAAGAUGGCGCUAGUGUGAAUAAGGUCAGUUGACACUGAGAACAGGAAACGGUUAGUUCAAUUUUAGCAAAGUCUUUCUAGCAAGUCAGUCCACUGUCGGCCAUUUGUGGAACACUCUCGGGAGGCUAUUUCCAGUUAUGUCAGUGCAGCUCCUAUCUACUUGAAUGGAGAAAGACCAAAAUCUCAAAAACGUCUCUUUGAGGAUGGAUCGCAGGAGCGGUGCGUACAAACUCAGAGGCUGUGAGUCAGAGGAACCUGAGGAUGUGCAUUUUAGGUCAGCUGAACAUUUGUUAGGUGAGGAAGACAAUGAUAAGGCAACAUCUGAGAGGAAAGAGGAUGGAGAAGAAUCGCGUAAAUCAGGGAGAACCCCAGUGUCCCGCAUUCCUACCUUUCAAAGCUCCCUGGCCCGCAAGCGAGUCACCGUCCAGACUGCAGAGUCAUCCACCUCACCCAAGACGGAUGGAUCCAGUCAACAGGGCCAAAAAGAGAAAGCUGGCUCUGUAGAAGCUGGAAAGGCAAAAAUAUCAGUAUAUGGGGGGAGAGAAACAGCACUGCCCAUCCCAUCAGCUCAUUUGCACACAAGCUGCGAUAUCUCAGAUAACACCUCCAGUACUUUAGCUCCGAGAAGUGAUCAUUCCCUUGAUCAAACAUCUGAGAUUACAAAGGACUCUGAUCAGGUUGAAAUGCCACUGCAACGGCCCCCACUCAAGAACAUCCAUGAGACCUCUGUAACCUCUAAUCUCGUCGUAGAGCCAGUUAAUGAAUUUGAGACUGUAAGUGGAGAGACCCCUUCUGAAGAUGAACCAAUAUCUGCACAGGUUGCAGCUGUAGAUCAGCUGAGCUCUUGCUCCUCCGUUGAGUUCUCUGAUCAAGUUUGUGAAGAUACUGUGGUAGAAGACUUUGAAAAGGGAAGCGUGAAAGAGACGGUAUACCCAUCACAAAUGGUAGAAGAAAAUUGUGUAACAGAGAAUGAUGUGAAACAGUGCUCUGUUCUAGAUAAAGCUGAUGGUUGGACACAUAGAGGUCAAGAUAAAACUGCUAAGAUGCAUAAAUCAUCAGAUAGGAAAGACUCAGUAAAAUGCCUUGAAGAAACAGGACAGAAAAGCAAAACUGCUGAUACAACUCACACAACACACAGCAAGACCAGAAUGUGCACACCUUCAAAGCAAGGAAAAGGAGGGAGCUUAGCUCUUUUCUUUCUCUUGCCCUCCAUACUCCUCCUUUUGGGUGGAUUUGGACUACACAUCUGGCAGUAUGGAAUCCCUAAAUCUGUGUCACACCUAAUGUCACAAUUGGAGCUGCACUGGCUGGAAAGUUUAUGGCUGCCUCAAGAGACAUGCACCACUGACUGUAGGUUCACUCUUGUUGAAAGCAUCCCUGAAGGUCUACCCUCUGGCUCACCACACCUACCAAGCAUCUCUGAGGCUUGGACUAACCUACUAAAUGGAGCAAACAGCUCUGUCCACAUUGCUGCGUUCUAUUUCACACUCCGAGACUCAGACCUUGGUCUUACAGAGCCCUCGUCUGUGCUGGGCAAAAAAGUGUUCAACAAACUAAAGCAGCUGGAACCCAAAGGAGUGAAGUUAAAGAUUGCGGUGAACGCCCCUCAGCCAUACAUUGAAGACACAGAUGAACUGGUAGCAACAGGAGCUGAGGUCAGGGAAGUUGACCUACAGAGUAUCACUGGGGGCAUUUUGCACACCAAACUAUGGGUUGUGGAUAAGAAACACAUGUACGUAGGGAGUGCAAACAUGGACUGGCGUUCCCUUACCCAGGUCAAAGAGGUUGGAGUGUCUGUAGAAGACUGUAGCUGUCUAGCACAGGACGCCUCACGGAUAUUUGACAUUUACUGGGAGACUGGUUCUCAGAAGAAUGGAUCGCUACCUCCUUUCUGGCCUGGCCGGUUCUCCGCCCUCUCUAGUUCUAAGUACCCAUUAGCUGUUAAAUUCAACGGUGUCCCUGCACGUGUCUAUUUGUCUAGUUCUCCUCCUCCUUUAUCAUCAUAUGGACGUUCUGAUGAUCUCUCAAGCAUCCUUUCUGUAAUUGCUGAUGCUGAGCAGUUUAUCUAUGUGUCUGUGAUGGACUACCUUCCCAUGUCCCAGUUCACAGAGCCCAUCCGGUUCUGGCCUGCCAUCGACUCGGCGCUCCGUGAGGCUGCUUGUGCAAGAGGUGUUGAGGUGAAACUGUUGGUCAGUUGUUGGAAUCACUCACCUGGUGCCAUGUUUGUCUUUCUACAGUCUUUAUCAGUCCUUAACAAGCCUCCGCUGAGCUGCAACAUUCAUAUUAAAGUUUUCGAAGUGCCUUCAACACAAGAGCAGAAGACGAUUCCGUUUGCACGUGUCAACCAUGCCAAGUACAUGGUGACUGAUCGAGUUGUUUAUAUUGGCACAUCCAACUGGUCUGAUAAUUAUUUCACCCAGACGGCAGGGGUUGGGCUUGUGGUGAAUCAGACAGGUUCUGCAGUAGGGUGGGGUCAGCAAACCAUUCAAAGCCAAUUACGUAAUAUUUUCCAUAGGGACUGGGAUUCAGAAUAUGCCCAAACCCUCACUGACGAUCAUGCAGAGCACUGCAGUGGGAAAAAGCUUACAUAAUAUAAUAUGCUCUUUAUUUGUUAUGUUGCUAAGCACCCUUCAAGUAAUGAAAACAUGAACAACCUGGAACUUAUUCAAGCAUUCUUACCUGCGGCAUUCCUGCCUACUGAUAAAUUAUUCAUACUGUAUAUAUGUGGCCAAAUGAAAUGGAUGCUGUGCAUUUUUAAUGUUUGUUAAGAUACAGUAUGUUUUUGUUUUUCAUCAAGUGCAUUUGCUGUGCAUUUAUUGUAUAUUUGCAUUAUGUGACAUUUGCAAGAAUAAGGACAAGGUCCUUGAGCAAGUACUGAUUUAUGAAGUUGAUGAUGCUAAAUUUGACACGUGCAUGUAAAUUAAAUAUUGUUAUUAAGCCACCUUAAUAGGUGCUUUGGCUGUAAAAUGUAUUUUUGAAAUAAAACUGUACUUUUCAGU